Molecule: messenger RNA, 2216 nt
Organism: Monodelphis domestica (gray short-tailed opossum)
Lineage: Eukaryota; Metazoa; Chordata; Mammalia; Didelphimorphia; Didelphidae
Gene: GRTP1
Product: growth hormone regulated TBC protein 1
Biological process (GO): regulation of GTPase activity
Molecular function (GO): GTPase activator activity; small GTPase binding
Source: RefSeq, a predicted model, not a curated record
ACAGCUUGGGUCAAAGCAGAGGAAAAAGACGCGGACGCCGCCGGGGAAGAGAGCUAGAAGCUUGUGGGAAGCUGGAGGGAGCCGGUUGGGAACGUGCGAAGGGAGAUUUGUGUUCUGCGGUCCCAGGGCCCUAGCUCAACUUUGGCUCGUGAAGUUCUCUGCUGCAGGACCACAGUUUUGCCUUAAGUCAGUCAGGGCCAGGUGCUGCCUCGGUGCCUAGUCCUGCACCUUUGCGCCUGGAUGCCUUAGGGUCUUUUGGUGAGGGCCAAAGAGCCCGAGGCCGAAGGGAGCAGCAAGCUUGCAAAUACGUCCGAGAGCCUUCCGGCUGUCCUAAGUGAUGGGCGCUCCCCUGGUCCAUGGGGUUCCCUCGGCCCCGCGACCUCUUCCUUCUCCUGAUUGCUCUAUCUCCUCCAGUUGACUGGCAAGCCAGAAAGGAGACAAUUAGCUCCUGGAGUCCCAGGCGAUGAACUUUGGACCCUGCACCACCUUCCUUCCACUAGUCUCCCGCUUCCUUAUGGGACCAGGCUCCAGCCGGGGCUGCGGAGGCCUCUUCCCUGAGUGAGAACGCUUCCCACUCCGACUGGAUUUAGCGCGCCGCGCGGUGCUGCCAAGCCUGGAGUGAGCUAGCAAGCUAGCGAGGGAAGAGCAGAAAGUCUCUCCUCCCAAAGAACCUCCUCUAAGGUCCUAGCUGGUGCUUUCCUCUCCUCCCAGCCCCCGCGGCUGCGCCCCCAACUCCAGCUCCUUCGCGCCCCCUCCCCGUCCCUGCGGUAAUUCAGAACGCGCCGAGGGGCAACCCCCCCCACUUUCUCCAGACGGAACCCCAGCAGGAUGGAGCCCUCGCCCCAGUCCCGGCAGCCUUCUUUGGAAAAGGGGCGCGAGGAGGAGGAGGCAGCCAGGGAGCGGAUCCCCAGAAUCGAUCCGUACGGAUUUGAAAGGCCUGAAGACUUUGAUUAUGCCUCUUAUGAAGACUUUUUUUCUACCUAUUUGAGGAUACUCACUACAAGAGCAAUCAAGUGGUCAAAGCUUUUGAAGGGGAAAAAUAAUGUCCAGAAAAGUAUAAAAGUAAAACGCUACAUCAGGAAAGGGGUUCCCAAUGAACACCGAGCUUUCGUCUGGAUGGCCACAAGCGGAGCCCAGGCCCAGAUGGACCAGAACCCAGGAUACUAUCGGAAACUACUUGAAGGAGAAAGAAAUGACAACCUGGUGGAAGCAAUCAAGACAGACAUGAACAGGACAUUUCCAGACAACGUAAAAUUCAGACGGACCGCCGAUCCCUGCUUACAACAUACCCUGUACAAUGUCUUGGUAGCGUAUGGACAUCACAACCAAAAUGUAGGAUACUGCCAGGGAAUGAAUUUCCUGGCGGGAUAUCUCCUCCUCAUCACAAAGAGCGAAGAGCAGUCCUUUUGGUUGUUGGAUGCUCUUGUGGGAAGAAUAUUGCCUGAUUACUAUAGUCCUGCAAUGAUGGGUCUGAAAACAGAUCAGGAAGUUCUUGGUGAGCUUGUGAAGAUGAAGAUUCCAGCUGUGGCAAAUUUAAUGGAUCGCCAUAAUGUCAUGUGGACCUUAGUAGUCUCCCGUUGGUUUAUCUGUUUAUUUAUUGAUAUACUCCCAGUGGAGACGGUACUCCGAAUUUGGGAUUGUUUAUUCUAUGAGGGUUCAAAAAUUAUCUUUCGUGUGGCCUUAACAUUAAUUAAGCAACACCAAGCCUCUAUUUUGGAAGCCACUAAUUUCCCAGAUAUAUGUGAACAAUUUAAGCAGGUCACAAAAGGGACAUUUGUCACAGAAUGUCAUACAUUCAUGCAGAAAAUAUUUACGGAACCUGGAAGUUUGUCAAUGGCUACCAUCACCAAGCUUCGAAAGAGCUGUAGAGCUAAGCUACUUGCUCAGGGAUAAACCAACCAUCUCCUCCACUCCACAUUCCUCCUGCACUGGCGCUGGCUGAGAGAACUGUCUCUUCCACAGUGGACGUGACCAAGUUUUCACUGCUUUUCUCCUGUGUGUGGGUAUAAACUUUUACACUGUCUCACUGAAUUUUGAUAAUCUGAUUUUUUUAAAGUGAUUCAAAAUCAUGUCAUUGUUUUCACUUUGAAUGUGAGCUACACGUUGAUUUCAGAAGAGAAAUAUUUUUAUCUGGGGCAUUAAUAACAAUAAUGUAAAAUUAAAUUAUCUGUACAUGUUGUAUAAGUAUUUAUACCUAAAUAAAGUAUGUCAACCCA